AUGAAAUUCAUUGUCUUGAGUCUAGCUUCAUUUACCAUGGUAGCUAUGGCUUUUCAACCGUGGCAAGCAGGCCGUUAUCUAGAAAAUCGCGAAGAUCUGACAGAGGAGGUUCGAUUGUUGGGUCCAUCUUCAGUAUCAAACCUUCGGCAGCAAACUAAUCCGCCGACCAGCGAGGGAAGCAGUCGUCCUUUGUCACAGGAAACCAGCCGGGACUGGGAGGAACAGAUGCAGCGUCAUUUAACACAGCAGUUAAGUUUAAGAGAGCAACGCCGGCGUGGUUCGUCACAGGAAAGGGGGACACGCAGGCGUCGUUUGUCAUAUGCAGGAGCAUUUGAACGGAUAACACCCAAUGACAAUGCUCAUCAAUCACCGCAAGAAUCUAUUGCUGCUCCGACCCCGCCACGCACAAGCGCAAUCGCGAGGAAUCUCACGCCAACCUUCGACAUGCUCGCUCAACACCGCCUGCCCCAACAGUUGCAAGCCAAACAUGCCCGGAUGUUAAAGGCGAGAGAAGAUUUCAUCAAAUAUACCGUCAUUUUGGGAUAUAUGCCUUACAACAAGCAGCAUAAGUUUCAAACGCAAAUCUCUGGUCAGGAUACAAUCUCAUUGGCUGAAGCUCUAAACUUCCGGGCCAUGACAGCCACCCAACCUGGCACAAGCAGCGGACUUGCCACUUCACAUUAUUCCGGAGCAGGUGAUCAACUUUCAGCAACCGGCGGCAUAUUGGGAAAGCUUGAGGAUAAGCAAACUGAAGAUUCUAGUCACAAGGAAAAGCCUUCCAAUCACGAAAAAAUGACCAAGUAUCAGGAUGGCAGUUCAACAUCCAAUCCCACCAAUUACAGAAUGUUGCACAUCUUAUUAGGUGAUCCACAAGACCCUGAAUGCGCAAUCUGUUUGGAUGAAUUCAUGCAGCCUGGACGAGGGCCAUUCCCUGAAGUUGCAAGGAUCAGGCGGUGCAGACAUUACUUUCACCCCAAAUGUAUCUAUGGUUGGAUGGUGAAACAAGCCAAGCUUCAAGUUGAUUAUAGCUGCCCAUAUUGCUGCCAAUCAAUGAAGCCAACCUAA
Messenger RNA from Puccinia triticina, 1065 nucleotides. RefSeq lists its product as uncharacterized. The transcript is spliced from 2 exons. The record is from RefSeq and is a predicted model, not a curated record. Gene Ontology annotation, biological process: ubiquitin-dependent protein catabolic process. Gene Ontology annotation, molecular function: ubiquitin protein ligase activity. Bases 1 to 1065 code for a protein of 354 amino acids. NCBI's taxonomy places the organism in Eukaryota, Fungi, Basidiomycota, Pucciniomycetes, Pucciniales, Pucciniaceae.